This is a messenger RNA of Vitrella brassicaformis, 4583 nucleotides long. Lineage: Eukaryota; Vitrellaceae. The record is from the annotation of a GenBank genome assembly.
CACACAUCGAACUGGAUAGCACUCGUUUGUAUUGUCCACACAGUUCAUUUGCCUUCACACUUACACACACACACGCACGCACAUAGAAGACAGACAUAAGAUUGCACACAACACAUAGAGACAUGCAUACAUACACCCAGACGACAGUGCCGGUAGACAUACGACAUACAUACGUGAGACACAUAACGCAGACAGGCAGGUAUAUCGAUCCAACCACUCAGUCAUCGGACACAACAGGCAGGCAGACAGGCAGACAGGGCAGGCACGGACAUCGACCAAAUCAAUGAAUUUCUUCAUUUUGGGUGCCUCGUGCUCUACGGGCAAGAAAGCGGGGGGCUUCCGGCUCCAAACGCCCCCGUGUGCAGUAGCAGAGAGCAGAGAGCGUUUGUAUCAUCGCGGAGCAAGGGAAUGAACGUGGGAAUGAACGAAUUGAGAGAAGUGAGCUGAUCUUGUCAGAUGUUCCUUUGAAGACUGUGCUUCAUUUUUUUCGGUCUUGUGCGAUAUUUCACUACGGGCUUCCCCAGGCCUCAGACAGGAACUAAAGCAGGCACGCUAUAAAAACCAAAGACUAACGGCCAAAUCAGACUUACGUCCCCGCAAAUCCACCCAGGCGAAGCUAAUCUGACACGGACGAAUGUACAGUAAUCUAUUCUGCCGCGAUGAAUGUGCAUUUGCUGCUGCGAUGAACACGCUCACGGGUGCACAGACAUCUUUACGAAACUACGUAUGCUGCCGCUCCCAGUGCGGUGAUGAGUGUAAGGAUGAAAGGGCUGUUCCCUUUGCUCAUCGCUGCAGACUCCGUCGUCUCGUCCUGCCAUCCUGGCAUGAGCUGUACCACGUGUCAAAAAUCCACGUGUGUGCCGGUGUAUUGUCAACACGUGCUCAUGUAUGUGCGUACCGCUCUGUAUUCCUCGAGUUCGUCAAGAGGCGGCACCCACACGCGAUCCACCAGAAGCAGAUGGCCGUUUUCACAAACACUCAGAAGAGCAUCGGCACACAGAUCGUGCUGCAUACAUUCAUGUGUCACAUGUGCAUGCUCGCGCUCAUGCACGUGUGUAUGUAUCAUCGUGUCCUGUGUUGGCUGAUACCUUCGUGAUGACCGCUUGGCCCAAGUCGAAAUCCGUGUACUUGACCUCGGGUGCCUCUCCUUCCGCUCCUUUUUUUUUCUCGUUGUAUUUGACCUUGUUCAUGCGGACACACACAUAUACAAGCCUGAUUACGUGAAAAUGCCGCCAGUCUGUCUCUGUGCCAUACCUCAACGUAGGUCAUGUUGUUCGUCUCCGUCUCGUUGCCGGUGGGCGUAGCGGUGGUUCUUAUCCCCGCACACACCUUUGUGUAUAUUGUGUUGUUGAGUGGGUCGCCAAUGAGGUUCAAGAGUGUGUGGCCUGUCAGGCAAUUGUCGUCGUCGUCGGCGGCCUCAGUGAUGUUGCCAAAGUCGUGUGCGUCAUAUCCUGACAGCCGACGAGCCUCUCUCGCGCUAAUGAGCAUCAGCGUUUCGUAUGGUGACAGCCGGCGGGUUCCUGGCGGGCCCUGCGUGCUCGGAUUCGAGCUCGGAUUCGAGCUCGGAUUCGGGCUUGGGCUUGGGCUUGGGCUCGGCGUGUCAUCCCCAAGGUCCGUGUUAUCCCCUGGCUCAGUGUCAUUCACCGGCUCACUCACAACAAUGUGAGCAAGGAAGAUCGGGAUGAAGGGGUUCAGUGGGGUCGUGUUAGUAGUAUUUUCGUUUUUCUUUGUCAUGGUAAUAUUGGUCGCGUUUUCGAGCAUUCGCUCAUAGGUGCCAUUGCCUAAGUCCUCCCACGCUGAAAAAGAAAUUCGGGAGAGAAGUAAAAGACGUACACAGGCCUUCGUACCGCGGUUCGUUGGGGCGAAGAACGUUAUGUUCUUUCUGUUGAAUCUGUUCUUAGCGCCUUCAGUCUCCAGCUCCGUCCAACUGCUGUCGAGCAGCUUGAGAAUAUACCUGGACAGUUAAACAGACCCCGUUGUAUCACAGUAACAAGACACUCGCAGCAGCUGCACCGACUUUCCAAUCUGGUCAAUCUCCAUUUCACUAUCGAUGUUCAGCGUGUCGAUUGCUGCCUUUGUUUUGAGCAGCUCGUCAUCCUGAAAGAACGCAUGGCUCCGCAUUGGUAGACGAAGGUAUCCAUGUACUCGUAACAUCUAACUUACAUCCUCCAUGAUAAUUUGGCGGACAUACAGGCCAGGAGGAGGAGGAUCGACAGCGCUAUAGAAUGACGGAUACCAGGACGGCGUGUGACCUGUAUACGCAUGUACUUGCAUACUCGGACACUCAAGCCCCUGCACGGAACAACAUGCCAUUCGAUGCUCGGGUGAAGGUUCAUAUUUCCCUUUAGUAUCACCAGUAGCCCGCUGGUGCAGUUUGUCUCGAUUUCACAGUCAUUGUGUUCAGCCUCCACUUCACCUAGGCCUUCCACGUCCACCACCAUUUUGAACUUGAGGCUGAUAUGAUGUGGAUGUAGUUACGUACAGGACAGACAAAACUAGACAGGCAGUCGUUUGUGCUUUCAGCUCACCUGCCACUGUCUGGUCCGCUUACUCCCAUUUCACAUACUAGAGACGCAUCCAGGGCCUGUUCGCUCUCCUGUGCAGCACACAAUUAGGAAGCAUGCGACCAAGUAAGUCAGUCGAGUGUUUGCAAUAUCGACCAAUUUGGAUUUGUCGAUUGAGAACUUGCGACCCCAUAGCUCCGGGGGCUCCCACCGAGAGCCGUUAGCGAUGGUAAACUCACUCGGGUAAUACUUUGUGAUGAUGUCGCGAGCGUGUACUGUCGUGGAAGACCCCCAUUCGGCUCCCGAGUAGGCAUCCAGGGAGAUGUUUGGACACUGGAUGCCAAGUGGGUCUCAACAAUGGACACAGACACACGGAACUACAUAUGCAUUCAGAGUGGUGUCGCCAUAGGCAUCCUGAUUUGUUCUUUGCAUCCUUGCUCUUUGUCGCUAUUCUCCACCAUACUUACCCGGCGAACACUCUAGCUCGAUUUUGCACUUCCGUUGCCCCUCCAUCUUGCCCAACCCCUCGACAAACGUCUCGAAGUCAAACUGUACGCUGACAGUCACGACACAAUGAAUAGCCAGGUUUGGGAUUCAUCGCAUGUAACUUACGUGUGAUUGACCGCAUGUAACUUACGUGUGAUUGACAGGUUCAGUAGGGCACUCAUCCCCCACUGGAAACCUCACGCCUAUUGUGAUUGUGCCAUCAGUUUCCUGCCGUGUACAAAUGCCCAGCAGUAUGUAGCUGUAUGUAUUGUCAGCAACACUCACGAAGGAAGACGUGUCAUUGACGAUAAAGCUUGAAUAUUCCCCCACAUUUAUGAUUCUCACGACCUCGAUAGUGAUGUUCGCCAGAUCGAUCUUUCCCUUGCCCUGCUGGAAGAAGUCCUCCAGUACGACGAAGGUCUCAUUCUUGUAGGUCAGCGCUCCAUGAUGGUUAGUGUACUUGAGCCGGUCACGAGAACGGCACUUCAGUGGGAGGGCUGGAACCUCUACUGGCUCCUCUUCCUCCGGCACCUCUUCUGGGGGAUCUUUGUACGUUCCUACAGUCCGCCAUAGAUACGAACAGACAAAUUUGAACUCUCUUAUUGUGUUCCUCUCUUGUUGUUUUCCGCUCUUAUUGAUCCUCCACUCUAUCAAUCCGCUGACCAAUGCAUUCAGUCUCGACUUCGCACCUUUGCCUGUCUACCACAGGUCCGAUACCCUCCACGAACGCACGAAAGUUGAAAUAGAGCCUGAACAGGCGUAUAAAACUCAAAACACGUCUGUCUUUGUCGUGUCAUCAUUGGCAUACUCUUGCGGCUUCGUUUCUUCAAUCGCGUUUUUGUUGCACACCAGAGUCAUGUCGGCUGUUUUCUGGCUCGCCUGCACACAGGGCGCAUGCAUCCAACAUGCAAAUUUUUCGAAUGCACGAUCGUGUGCUGACCAUCAGUCUGUCAUCCAACUCCAGCGUCCUGGCGGAACCCAGCCCGGGAAUCGGCACCGGGCUGCCAGAUGGAGCCGCUGCAGGGUCUCUAUAUUCUGCCUUCCAUGGUUGGGCACCACGCGGCAACUGUCCGUCGCAUUCUUUGUUCAGGCAGAGUCUCAGGUCUGUCACUUCGAUUGCCGACGCCGACACUGAAUACAGUAAACAGUUCCCCACACCGCACUAAUGUCUGCCUGUACCCCUGUUCGCCCACCGUGUGCUUUGUCAGGGUCGAUGAAGUCGUUAUGAGAAUGCAGCCUCAGGGGUCCGAUGGGAAUCGGCGGUGGGGUACUUGGCAGCGGACCUUCUGUAGACGGUGAUAUUGAGCUACUCGGGGCCUCCUCGGUCGUACUCGUGGGGGGUUCCGAGGGGUCCUCGGUCGUUGAACUUCCCGUGGAAGAAACCAGGAGGAGCUGCACAGUGUACCCCGCACAGUGCCGGGAUAGAACCAUCAGUAGUACACAAACCCAUUCAUUCAUUCAGCAAUAGUCAAUCAGUCAACAACUAAUCGUCCUUUGUGGGCCACUCACGGUGGAGAGCAAGGUGGAGAGAAGGAGUCGAAGCACGGCGCACAUCGUGGGCUUGCUUUUUCGUCGGAGGGGAGGGAGUACAAG